This is a messenger RNA of Phycomyces blakesleeanus NRRL 1555(-), 759 nucleotides long. RefSeq lists its product as hypothetical. Bases 1 to 759 code for a protein of 252 amino acids. The record is from RefSeq and is a predicted model, not a curated record. NCBI's taxonomy places the organism in Eukaryota, Fungi, Mucoromycota, Mucoromycetes, Mucorales, Phycomycetaceae. The transcript has 6 exons.
AUGAAGAUUUGUGAGAACUUGUGUAGGUUUUGUUUAUUGAGAAAGGAUUUUAUAUCAAAGUUUGACCAGGUUCCUACAUUGAACUACUACUGCUAUUUAUAUUGUUUUGGAUUGAGAAAAUUAUAUGACUGGGGUCAGUUUAAAACAAAAAUUUCUGCUCUUGAUAUUGGUUGGCAAAGAGCAUCCACAGCAAUUUCUGAAGCAAGAAUUCUGUUCAAGAUCCAAAACAACAACAAGACAUUUAACUUGAAUCAUUGCUACUCCGUUCUUUCUCUUGCUCCCAAGUGGAUGAACCGCUUAAAAGGUUCAACAAGAGGACAAGGAAACAGAAAUCAGAUUGUUGUGUCAAUCACUCCGUCCGGUGGGAAUGUUCAGGGGAACAAUGAGAUGUCUUCUCAACAAGGGGUUGUCCGUCAAAUAGGUUGCAAACAAAGCAAGGCCAGAUCCCAGGGAAAGAGAAAGGUCCAGGAGGCUCUUUUUGAUCUGGUGAAUGAUCAAAGAAAAGUUCAGCGUUCUGGUAGCGGAAAGGACAAAAAUUUCAGAGAGAUGCUGGACAUAAAGUAUAUCAUGAUGGAUGCAGACACUAUCAGCAAUCCAGUAAGACGCUGCUGUGUUCUCUUGAAGCAAAAGCAAGCUCUGCGCCGAGCAGAAGAAGUAGAAAGGGGUUUUGAGGAUGAGGAUGAGAGUAGUGAUGAUGAAGAAGAAGAAGAAGUUGAAGAGCUUCAAAGUGGUGAAGAAUAUAAUUUCUCUGAUGAAUAA